AAGAGUUGCUGAGGCAGAACUGAAAUCAUGGCUCGCCACAAAGAAGCAGCCGUAUUGGCCGCUAAUGAUGCCUCACACAGAAAGACGAUGCUCCUUUAACUCGGGGGUUUUAAUGGGAAGUUUCUAAGCCUGAAACAACAGCUUUAGAGCUGGGGUGCCAUCAGCUGCUUGCAGCUACCACUGUCUACUGCUUCAACACAGCUUGACUGGGAAGAAUGGAAACUAAAGAGGCUUGUAACUACCUGUAACUGUUCCACCAGGAAAUGGAUCAAGUGUUUGUUCAGCCAGAUCCAGAUAACUCAGCCUCUCCAAGGUGCAGCAGCCAUCAUGAUCUCAGCAGACUGAUGAUGGAAGAAAAGGAAACUGGGAGAUCCUGUGCUCUAGCUUUCCUGGACGAUGGAUGGAGGACAGCCCGUCCCUUCACCCCUAGUGCCCCUUGAGAACGCCUCGUCAGAUUCUAGCAUGUCUCUGGAACAGAAAACCACGUUUGUUUUUGUGAUUUUGUUAUUCAUUUUCUUGGGCAUCCUUAUUGUCAGGUGCUUCCGGAUUCUUCUGGACCCGUAUAGGAGCAUGCCGACCUCAACUUGGGCUGAUGGACUUGAAGGGCUGGAGAAGGGGCAGUUUGACCAUGCCCUUGCUUAGUGGAGGGGAGCAGGAUCCCCUCCUGAGGAGGUGAAGUGCAUCAUGACUUGGCAAAGAAUUCUCUUUAGUCAAUGUUCUAAGCACACCAAGUUUCAAUGACACCUGGUCGUAGGCCCACAAUCCCUCAGUUAUUAAACAUGCCGUUGGGUUAAGAAACAUUGGAGGAUAUGGGAGGUGAAGCUUUCUAACACUCGCCAAAAACAGGAAGGCUUGCAUUUCUAUGUUUACUCAAUGAAUGAAUACUUUUGAAUGUGAGUGGUGGUGAAAUCAAGAGCAUCAGCAUCAACAUAAACUUUGCCAUAAAGUGAAGUGCUCUCCCAUCCAACCAGAGAAUAAAGAAUGGAAAGGUUCGGAAAUGAAUCUGGUCAGAGGGCCACGAAGAGACCUCUUUGCUCUGAGCGUGUGUGUCAGUUUGUUUUAUUUUCGUGGGAAUCCAGGUCCCUGGCAGAGAGUAAGGAAGACUGAGCUGAGCAACCCAAAGGAGACCCCUAAUCUCCUAUAAAGCAGGCAGCUUUGGGGAGCAAGGGGGUCGGGGUGCUUAGCACAGUUUCAUCUCUAGAAGAGAUGAGUGAGGAUGAGCUCAUUUUAUUUCUCAAGUACAGCUGAAUUCAAAGGCUUGUGGAGGUUUGAAAACUCUUCACCAGGCCAAAAGCAUUCUAGGUAUUCAUAUUAAUAACCUGUGUAGAGGUAGUGAUACAUAUGCGAAUUUACUUUCUUCACCCACAUGGUUGAAAUAUUGGGUUGCAAGGACAGCUACGAGUCGUGUUUUUUAAAUAAAAAGUUAAUUGUUUAGAAGAGAAGAUUUUCAGUCUUAAGAGGAACGUAUGUUUAUGACUGAAUAGGGAAGCCAAUAAAACUUUUCAAGAAA
Hyaena hyaena (striped hyena) is the source of this 1510-nucleotide messenger RNA. It is a transcript of the gene CTXN3, whose product is annotated as cortexin 3. The transcript is spliced from 2 exons. Bases 397 to 642 code for a protein of 81 amino acids. The record is from RefSeq and is a predicted model, not a curated record. Lineage: Eukaryota; Metazoa; Chordata; Mammalia; Carnivora; Hyaenidae.